Piliocolobus tephrosceles (Ugandan red Colobus) is the source of this 2556-nucleotide messenger RNA. Its product is annotated as translation initiation factor IF-2-like. The transcript has 3 exons. NCBI's taxonomy places the organism in Eukaryota, Metazoa, Chordata, Mammalia, Primates, Cercopithecidae. The record is from RefSeq and is a predicted model, not a curated record. Bases 1 to 1050 code for a protein of 349 amino acids.
AUGCCCCCUCUGCUGUCCACCACACCCCCGCCUGUCAUCCUUUGGUGGCAUCUUACUCCAAACGCCAGUUCCAUCCCCUCCAGGCUUCUCCCCGUCCCUGGCUCCAUCCUCUCUCCAUUUAAGCCUAAGGGCAGCUUUGCUAGAAGACAGCCCGCCCUGCAGGAACAGAAAGCCUGGACUUCCACUGUGUUCACCACCAUCAGCGCCCCGGGCCGCGGGGCGCUCGAGGAGGGAUGUGAUCAGCUUUUCCGGAUUCAGGUCUUUACCGGAUACUUCUCUGUGCCCCACGGCGUGGGUAAAAGUGCAGGGGCGGCCACGGGCGAGGAAGGCGGGGCGCGGCUCCGGACGACUGGGACGUGGUCGGCGGGAAUCCCGGAGGGCGGCCCGCAGGUGGCGGCGCGGGGCGGCGGGCGGGGCCGGGAAGGGGGAGGGCUCGGCGCGCGUCGGGCGGUGACGGCAGCGCGGAGGGGAGGUGCGAGCCGCCCGCUCGCCGGGGAGCCAUGGCGAGAGGCCGCGCCGCGGCGCCCGCAUCAGUGCCCGCGUCCGCAGCAGCGCCCCUGCCCGCCGCCCCGGGGCCCACCCGGCCGCCGCCCCCGCGCGCCCCGAGCCUUUGACGCCCGCGCGCCUCGAGCGAGGCGUCCCCCGGCGCGGGGCCGCGCGCGGGAGAGUCCGAGUGCAGCCUUAGCGUCCCCGAUAGUCUCGAACGCCCCGACGACCCCCGCGUCUCAGAACCCCGGACUCCGAGCCCAGGAGCGCCAGGGCGGCAGGCGGGCAGUAGGAGGCGGCGGCGCCGGAGCGGAGCCACCGCGAGUGCCCCCGUGCCGCCCGGCCGGCUGCAGCGGAGGGAACCGGAGCAGCCGGGCGGCCGGGGUCGGGCCGAGAACGACGCGGAGGAAGCCCCCACCGAGGCCCCCGGGGACCGCGCCUGCUGCCGGGUUGCGCUCCGCGCCCCUCUUGCUGGAGGACCUCGGAGCCCGGAAAAGUGCCCCUAGGGCAUCGUGUCGGCCACGCCGCGUGGCCUGGAUUCCGCGCUCCGGCACUCCGAGGUGACAGUGAGGCGACCUUCAAAGAGCCUGGAGCUGAGCCAAACCAGAGCGCGGGCAGCACCCCGAUUCCCACUCACCCGCAAAACUUGAUGAAAAUGACAUCAUCUGAGCGUGUCAGAGCAGAAAGAUGCCUUUUAGAGCCCUCCUUUGCAUCCUCAGAGUUAACAAGUUUACUUUGUCACUUUCUUGACUUGAUUUUUAAAGCUCUUUUCUAGUCUCCAAGGUCAACCUCUUGCAGCUAAAAACAAAUAUAAUGAACCGUAUCAUUUCUUCUUUUGUAAAGUUGUGUUUCAGGAAAGAUGUUAAAAGUUGACCGGCUCUUGAGGCUGACGCUGGGUGCCCCCUCCCCGUUAAGCUUCCCUGUUUUAGAACCUUUGGCUGCACUUGUUCAGACACUGAAAUUAGCGUCCGCUUUGAGAGCCUUCAAAGUAUUCGUCGUUGGACCGCUGAUAUAUAUAUAUUUUUUCUGAUAUGCUUCACUAUAACUUUAUUUGCUUCAAAUGUGUAAACCUUGUCAAUACUAUCUGUGAGUGUGUAUUGGGGACUGGUAAUCUUUUCUGGAGGGUCUUUUGUUUAUCUGGAAGCGGAGUGGAGGUUACCAUAGGGAAACGGUCUAGUUCCAGGGUCCUUUCCAAUUUCCAACUACAAAAGCAGCAAAGAGGAAGGUGCUCAGACUGAGCUCUGAUUAGCCCUGGAGCCAGUCUGCACUGGGGAGGGUCUCCCCAGAUUGAGUGAAGGGACAACAGGCUGCGAGCUUGACUGGUAGGUUUGGAGAGUUGGACCUGGAGUGACAGAUGGCGCCUUCCCUUUUGUCUCUCGGUUUGGAAUGGUCAUACUCGGUUGCUCUUUGAUCUUUGACCUCAGCUUUGUCGCAGAGGUUCCCAGGCCAGUGUUGUCUAAGCCAGCUGGAGAGCAGAGCCGGGCCCUGAGGGAUGCUGAAUCGGGUUAAAGCCCUUGUCUCAGGGCUGCGAGUUUGGCAACAGUUGGAUUUCAGCUUGGCCCCAGCACCAGCCGUUUCCUGUUUGAUAUCCCAGGGACCAGUUUCCCAUCCCCAGUGCUCGUUGAGGGUGUCUCCACUCUGGCUGUGUUGCUUCUCCUUCUCUUUGGUCUUGGAGUGGGAAACUUGGACUGAAAUUCCAACUCCUCUCCCUUUAUUGGCUGUGUGACCUUACUUAACCUCUCUGUCCUGCUCUUCCCCUCUCUGGGAGACAAUGUUUUAAAUGGAAGUGUCUGUCUGUAAAAGUUUGAAUAACAUGGGAGAGUUUUCAGGUCUCAUUCCAACAUGAUUGGGUUUGUAAUUUGGUAACCUUUUUGAGCCCCAACAGGGAUAAUAAAGCAUAUAAUAGUAAUUGUUGUUUUAUAGGUUUAUUAUGAGGGUUAAAUCAGGUAAUAUAGAAGAGCUUUGGGCCGGGCGUGGUGACUCACGCGUGUAUUCCCAGCACUUUGGGAGGCUGAGGCAGGUGGAUCACUUAAGGUCAGGAGUUCGAGACCAGCCAGGCCAACAUGGUGA